Rubroshorea leprosula is the source of this 2380-nucleotide messenger RNA. NCBI's taxonomy places the organism in Eukaryota, Viridiplantae, Streptophyta, Magnoliopsida, Malvales, Dipterocarpaceae. The record is from the annotation of a GenBank genome assembly.
AAGACAAAGAAAAAUAGCAAAAUCAAGACCAAAAAUCAACCACAAAAGUUUGAAAAAACAGAACAAAAACCACAAGAGUUCAAAAAAACAGAACAAAAAUGAAGCUCUCAUCAGUGGCUAGCUUGUUGUCUAAGUCUACAGUUUCAAUCACGUCAAGCAGUGAUGACAAAUCAACCGCUAGAAGCCACCAUGUGGAUGAAUCCUUCAUGCUUAAAGCAAUGCAACAACAAUUUCAGAGGUUGGACAUCAUGUUUGGUGAGAUUAAAGGCAAAAUGGACAAGCAAGAUGCAGCGAUAGCCAAGUUAUACCAAACACAAAAUGGAAGUCCGAAUUUGCGUAGGAAUGAUGCUAAUGACGAUUUCAAUGACGAUUAUGAAGGUGCACUCAACAAUGACGCCCAGAACUCAAAUUUCAGCAUGGACAGAAUUAUGAGAGGUGGAGGGGGCCAAAGAGGGCAAAAUCUGAUGAGGUGGGGAGAUCGACAAGAUCGUGACUUAGGUAACAUCAAGAUGAAGAUUCCUCCGUUUCAAGGCAAAAAUGAUCCAGAUGUGUAUUUGGAGUGGGAAAAGAAGCGUCCUGUUGACACUUGGGAAGAGAUGAAAGCUGUGAUGAGAAAGCGAUUUGUUCCUCGUCACUACUACCAUGAUCUCUAUCAGCGAUUGCAAGGCCUUACUCAAGGGUCCAAAAGCGUUGAGGAUUAUCACAAAGAGAUGGAAAUCGCAAUGGUUAGAGCGAAUGUGGAAGAGGACAAAGAAGCAACUAUGGCACGGUUUCUGCAUAGCUUAAAUCAUGAUAUAGCUAAUGUGGUAGAGUUGCAACAUUAUGUGGAAUUAGAAGAUAUGGUGCAUAUGGCGAUGAAAGUAGAACGGCAACUCAAGUGUAAAGGAGCCAACAGCAGAACUGGGCAAAAUUCAGAUGCUAAUGAUGGUGUGGAAUAUGCUGUUGAUGGAGAACAGCUCGUCACCAGGCGAGCUUUGAAUGUGCAAGCCAAAGAAGAUGAUGAAGUACAACAUGACAAUAUAUUUCACACGAGUGUUGCUAAAUCUCUUUUGCAAGACUUCAAGGAUGCAUUUCCAGAGGACAUCCCUAAUGGUUUACCACCAAUAAGAGGAAUUAAGCAUCAGAUUGACUUCAUUCUAGGCGCAACAAUUCCAAACCAACCAGCAUAUCGAAGUAACCCUAAUGAGACAAAAGAACUUCAAAAGCAGGUUGAAGAACUCAUGAAGAAGGGGCAUGUGAGAGAAAGAAUGAGUCCAUGUGCAGUUUCAGUGCUACUUGUGUCUAAGAAGGAUGGGACUUGGUGUAUGUGCGUUGAUUGUCGUGCUGUCAACAAAAUCACUGUAAAGUAUCGUCACCCUAUUCCUAGAUUAGAUGACAUGUUAGAUGAACUGCAUGGUUCUUGCAUAUUCACUAAAAUUGAUUUAAAAAGUGGGUAUCAUCAGAUUAGGAUGAAGGAAGCUGAUGGAAUUGCAAUAGACGAAGAAAAGAUUAAGGCUAUUAAAGAAUGGCCAACACCUAAGAAUAUUUCUGAGCACCUCAAGGGACAAGGUAAGUUGAAUAGACGAGAUGCUAAGUGGGUGGAAUUCCUUGAGACAUUUCCCUAUGUGAUCAACUACAAGCAAGGAAAAGAAAACAUUGUGGCUGAUGCAUUAUCUCACAGUUUUAAUCCACUCACCCCUUUGGAUUUAUUGCCAUUGCCCAUUGAUGAACGAGCUAGUUUGGAUGGGAAAAAGAAAGCUGAAGUGGUUAAGCAACUACAUGAGAAGGUGCAACAAAACAUAGAGCGACAAACUGAGCAAUAUGCAAAUCAAGCCAACAAAGGGCGCACGAAAGUUGUGUUUGAACCUGGAGAUUGGGUUUGGGUGCAUAUGCGUAAGGAGCGAUUCCCUGCACAAAGGAAUUCUAAGUUGCAACCAAGAGGCGAUGGAUUAUUUCAAGUGAUUACAAGGAUAAACGACAACGCAUACAAGUUGGAGCUUCCUACUGAGUAUAAUGUUAGUGCUACUUUUAAUGUUUCUGAUCUAUCUCCUUUUGAUGUAGGUGAUGAUUUGAGGACAAAUCCUUUUGAGGAGAGAGGGAAUGAUGGGAAUCAAGAUGACCCCACAUGUACCACGUCAAGAGAUCCAUUACACAUUCUAGGAGGUCCAGUCACGAGAGUUAGAGCUAGGAAGAUGCAAGAAGCUUUAAAUGGCCUUAUUGAGCAGAUUUGGGUUGAUAACAACAUGCAACAAGUAAAUCAAACCUUGGAUGAUUAUCAAGGCAUGAUAAACAUCAUUUAGGUUCAAGAGAAGCUUAAUUGAGGUCAUUUAUGCUAAAUUACACAAUUUGCGUCAAAAUCCUACAAUUCUAUCACAAUUUCUAACAAACUGAUAUUUCAUGU